Scatophagus argus is the source of this 3483-nucleotide messenger RNA. RefSeq names its product tandem C2 domains nuclear protein. Gene Ontology annotation, cellular component: nucleus. The transcript has 12 exons. NCBI's taxonomy places the organism in Eukaryota, Metazoa, Chordata, Actinopteri, Scatophagidae. The record is from RefSeq and is a predicted model, not a curated record. The coding region runs from base 159 to 1586 and encodes 475 amino acids.
GGAGGAGGGUGAGGCAGGGUGAGGGAGGCAGAGACCUGCAACAAAAGCACACAACAAACCCUCGCUCAGUGGCAUUUCUCCCCAGCCGGCCAGUGAGGGUGACCUGCACCGCUGGAUGCGCACAGUUUGUCUUCUGUCGGUGAAAACAUCGCGUGGCCAUGGAGUGUCUCAAAGAUUGCUGCAAGAACUUCAUGAAGAAGAGGGGGAAGGAGCACGAGACCCAAGUGAUCACGCUGAAGAUGCCUCCUAACAAGGCAGCAGCAUCAGAACCAGAGUUUUACGAAGGCCGAAAGGGGGUCACAGAAGAUUACCUCCUGUCCAAGCUGCCCCCGGACGGCAGAGAGGUGCCGUUCGUCCUGCCGACCUUCAAGGCCUCCUAUGUCCAACCCAGAGGUUCCCGCUUCCCCAAUCUACAGUCUGGACCGCAGAGUUCAGCCCGGUGCACAUAUGCAGAGAGGAAGGCAGAGCUGCUGGGCUCCAGUCUCUUCGCCUACAGCACCGAGUCCAGCUUCCAUCAGGGUCAGACGGCCAAGUUCAUCUCCCCGGGCUCGACCCGCCGCAACACACAGGACAAAGGAAACUCCAGUCCCCAAAGUUCAGGUCGGACGCUGAAGCCGGGCGACGAGCAGCAGCUCAGCAGCUCCAUGUUUGAUCUGUCCAGCUCUCAGGGUCAGAUGCAGCGCUUCGACUCUGUCUCCAGCGUCCUGAGCAGCACGUCCUCCGUGAUUGGCUCCAUUGAAAGCAGUCUGGACUCCAUCACCCUGUCAGGUGAUGAGCGUGAGCUGGGGAAGGUGAGCGUCCAAGUGAGCUACCAGGAGGCUCUGGAGCAGGUGUGGAUCACUCUGGUCCAGUGUUCAGACCUCAACCUUCCUCUGGACGGAGUGGAGCAGCAAAAGAUUGGAUUUAAAGGGAUCAUCACCAUCCCCAAACCGAUACAGUUCAAGAGCUCGAUCAAGACGUACUGUCAGGAUGUGUCCUUUAUGGAGACCUUUGUGUUUGCGCUGCGUCUUCAGCAGUUGCGUUGCAGUGCUUUAGUGCUGCGUCUGCAAACACACAACCCCAGGAAACGUACGGUGGCGGAGUGCGUCCUCUCCCUACGACAGCUCGGUUCUCAGGAGACGGAGCACUGGCUCGACCUCAACCCUCCGUCCAAAUCGUCUGUGUGCCACUCUGAGCUGCAUCUCACCACCUGCUUCCAGCCAGUCAACGGACGCAUCCAGCUCCAGGUCCUCGCCGCCCAAAACCUCCCAGCAUCCUCCUCACCGCUCACCCAAGCCUUUUUUGUCAAAGUGGAGAUGUACCAGUUGGGGCGGGUGGUGAUGAAGAAGAAGUCUCGUGUGCUAAAGGCUUCGGGGGGUCAGUGUCAGUGGAACGACACUUUUCACCUCCUCCUGGCAGCGUUAGACCAGGACUGCUCGCUGUCAGUCAGACUCUACAGCCGGAGCUCGGUCAGGAGGAAACAGUGUCUCGGACAGGUUCAGCUGGGAUUUGACAGCCCCGUCCCUGGAGCAGUGGAGCAGUGGAAGGACACGAUGGCUCAUCCAGAGAAAGUGGUGUCUGCGUGGCACAGGCUGAGCGCUGCCUAAACCUCCCUCCCCAACCUCCUCUUUAUGGAUGCUCCUGGGCUGCAGGUCCGGCUGCGCCCAGUUUGCCGCAGUCCCGUACGCCUGCUGAGUCGGCUCCAGUGGACCAGACUGUAAAGUACUGAAUGUGCUCUGAAUGGGAGACUGGGAGACCAGACGUCCACUGAGACAGUUCAGGUGCUCGGGUGUAAAUAGGGGUUUUCGAACAAAGUGUAGGUCCUGGAAAACUUUUUGUGUGUGUGUAGAUAAAAUACAUUGUUGGUUUUUUUUUAUUUAAAAAGCAGUAGAGUCUAACUGACAACAGUUCGCCUGCAUAGCAUUUAGCUGUACAUACUGCUGUGUUUUGUAAGUCACGUGCCUUGUUGUGUAUACGUCACUGCUUUUUAGUGAAAAUCUUCUCACUCUAUUUCAGUUGGAGAGAAAGUUUACAAGCAGAGAAAAUUAACUAUGAAGCCAAACUCGUUGCUGAAUAAAGUCUAUUACUAAAGGUGUAAAAUAUUCAGCAGGUUCCUUAGUUUCUCUCAGUCAUCACUGAGAGCCUGUAGGAGUUUCUAGUGGCGUCCUUGUCCUCUGUCUUUAUUUCUUCGUUUCCUAAGUACUUUGCUGUGUCGGGACAUCUUUAGAGGGUUGUGCAGACGUUCUGGUUGUUUAGCGGCUGUGAAACAAUCAAAAACAUGAGCUUUUAUUUCCCUGAUUCGCUGCUCUGUUUUCACGAACUUCCACUCUUCACUCACCCUUCAGCUCACCACUGCAAACCAAACAUUAUUCUGCAUAAUGGUGCCUUUGAGGCCCAUCUGAAAGGAAAAGGCUGUCGAUAUUCUGUAUUUUUCACGGUGUGAGCGAACUCAUUAACAGAUUAUGUCAUGUCUAUUUCUUGCUUUCCUUCCUGUCUGUCUCUUGCUGUGGUGCUUCAUCCUGCUGGUUUCUGAUGAAGAAGUAAACAGCUGGACCCUGCUGUGUUCAGCCUGCUGUGACUUACUUUUACUCUCCAGUGUGUGAACACAUCCAUCACCUUUUAGUUACAGCUGCUUUAAACAGGAAUAAAUAGUCUAUUUGCAGGGACUAUUUUUAGAUGCGGAUUAAUACACGUUUGGUCUGUCCAAAAACUACUGCUUGUGCUCUUCUUAAUGAAGGCACAGGUCAGACUGUGCAACGACGUGACUCACUGAUAUGCUUUAAUAUUCUUUGGACAGCAGUUAACGGAGCUGGUUUUGGGUUUGGCCUUUUAAUGUUUUUUACUGAUGCUUAAAAAAAAAGAAGGAAAUUGAAGUUUUCUAGUAUACUGAUGUAACUAUAGGACAUCAUUUUACUGCAAUACAGCAGUAUCAAACUGUAGCAUUUGAUAGUGAAGCUCUUGUAUAUGUAUUUAAUGUUUUAAUACUAAAUGGUUUAGUGAUUAAAAGUAGGUGUUGUUGGAAAAUGUUCAUUUGUGUGUGUACUGAGACAAAGAGGUGGAGAGAGCACUAAGUGAAAAUAAAGACAUAAGAAGAAAUAAGAAGAGGGAGUCAGUACGAAACUCUCAGGGUUUUAAGUGAAAUUGUGAAUGAUGUGGAGACUCUUUUAAAGCUCUCUUAUUUUGCAAUAGAAGAAAAACGGGGCAACUUCCUCAGCAUGUAAAUUACACAGUCUGUAAAACAGGUCAACAGCUGUAAACCGCUGUGACUCUGGCUCUGCGUCACCCCGUUUUUCCAUUUCACGCUUUAAUAUGAAGGCGGUGUAACUGCCCAAUUGUACACGAGCAAUUUCAGCCUCGGGACAUUUGUUACCUGUAGAAAAAUCAGAACAAUUUCCUUUCAGUUGCAGCACUUUGAAAAACACUUUGAAUUAAACGUGUCCACCUUUUGCCUUCGCUUGAAAAACAAUUUCCUAAAAAGAAAAAAUAAACGAAACCUACAAGUCA